AUGGCAGAUGAUGGGCUGCGCGCACUGCGCAGUGGGAGAGAGGAGAAACUAUCCAGGCGCGAAGAGGGACGCAAUGUUAUCGUGCCCUGGCAAAGCCGCAAGCCGCAAGUCUGGGGGAAUGGAACAUGGGAUGGAAAUGAGAUAUCGGCGCUUGGUUGUCAGGAUUGGCCGGCCACCGAGUCAAGCACCGCGCACACGAGGCAAGGAAGACGAGAUGCAUUUCAUGCCCAGCAGCAGCAGCAGCAGCAGCAGCAGCAGAGCAUCAGCGGUAUGGCAAGGUAUCCGUACUAA
Messenger RNA from Colletotrichum lupini, 291 nucleotides. RefSeq lists its product as uncharacterized. The coding region runs from base 1 to 291 and encodes 96 amino acids. The record is from RefSeq and is a predicted model, not a curated record. The transcript is spliced from 2 exons. Lineage: Eukaryota; Fungi; Ascomycota; Sordariomycetes; Glomerellales; Glomerellaceae.